AGCUACACCACUUCCAUACACACAAAACAUAAAAAAUGUGUACACUAGAAAAACGAGGUAACAUUUACAUCCUAAGCUUAACCGGUGACGACGAUCACCGGUUAAACCCUACCCUCCUUGACUCAAUCACCGCAAAAAUCAAUCAAGUCCGAGCCGAAACCACCUCUCCGUGCGCGUUAAUCACAACCGCGCAUGGAAAAUUCUUUUCCAACGGCUAUGAUCUCGCGUGGUCUCAAUCCGACCCAUCACGCAAUAUUAUUAUGUCAAAAAAACUACGAUCACUAGUUAAAGCCUUAAUAUCUCUCCCGAUGCCGACAAUCGCGGCCAUAACAGGACACGCGUCAGCUGGUGGGUUUAUCUUGGCACAAUCUCAUGAUUACGUAAUGAUGAGAAAAGACAGAGGGUUUUUAUACAUGAGUGAAAUGGAUAUCAAACUUGUUGUUCCUGAUUGGUUUGUGAAGCUUUUCAAGAAUAAGAUUGGAUCUCCGGCGGCGCUGCGUGACGUGAUUAUGAGGGCUGAGAAAGUGACGGCGGAGAUGGCGGUGACGAAGGGGAUAAUCUAUUCGGCGCAUGAUAACGCGGCGGAGACGGUCAAUGCGGCGGCUAAGCUUGGGGAGGAGUUGGUGAAGAGGAAUUGGGAUGGACACGUGUAUGCUCGUAAUAGGAUGGUUUUGCUUGCUGACGUGUUGCCGGCUUUGGACUUUGACGAAACUGUCGAGGAUGUGGCCCGUGCUAAUAUUGUAUCAUCCAGACUUUAGUUGUUUCGAUCAUCUCUAAUUCUAAAUAAAAUUAUGAUAAUAAAUAAAUAUUAAAAAGAUGUCUUUUUAUA
Molecule: messenger RNA, 829 nt
Organism: Erigeron canadensis
Lineage: Eukaryota; Viridiplantae; Streptophyta; Magnoliopsida; Asterales; Asteraceae
Product: enoyl-CoA delta isomerase 1, peroxisomal-like
Exons: 1
Coding region: 36-758 (240 amino acids)
Biological process (GO): fatty acid beta-oxidation
Cellular component (GO): peroxisome
Molecular function (GO): delta(3)-delta(2)-enoyl-CoA isomerase activity; enoyl-CoA hydratase activity
Source: RefSeq, a predicted model, not a curated record